Podarcis raffonei (Aeolian wall lizard) is the source of this 2162-nucleotide messenger RNA. RefSeq names its product zinc finger protein 883-like. Gene Ontology annotation, biological process: regulation of DNA-templated transcription. The coding region runs from base 178 to 2001 and encodes 607 amino acids. The transcript has 6 exons. Lineage: Eukaryota; Metazoa; Chordata; Lepidosauria; Squamata; Lacertidae. The record is from RefSeq and is a predicted model, not a curated record.
CUCCCUCCCUCCCUCCCCCGUCUCUUUCUUCCCGGGGUCCUGGGGGUUUGCAUUUGGCUCUCUCCAAGCGCUGCUUCUGGGCGCCUCCAGGGACCUGCACCUCUCAUUAGGACAGACAACUUGGCAGAAGAAAAAAAGGAUUCCUUCUGAUUUCUUGGAGGUUUCCUGAGAGUCCAGAUGGAUGAGCCAGACUCAGCUGGCCCAGAAGCAGGAAAGGGCCAUGUCAUCAACACCAAGAGCAGUGGGAGAGUCUGGGAAAGCUCAGUGCAGAAGAUCCUGGUUAAGGAGGACCCCUUCAGCUCAGAUGCGCAGAGACAAAAGUUCAGGCAGUUCUGCUUCCAGGAGGCCGAAGGACCCUCAGAGGCUUGCAGCCAACUCUACCACCUUUGCUAUCAGUGGCUGAAGCCAGAAAGUCACACGAAAGCUGAGAUGCUGGACCUGGUGGUCUUGGAGCAGUUCCUGGCUGUCCUUCCACUGGAGAUGGAGAGCUGGGUGAGGGAAUGUGGAGCGGAGACCAGUUCCCAGGCGGUGGCCCUGGCCGAAGGAUUCCUCCUGCGUCAGGGAAUGGAGAGGAAGCAGGCAGAGCAGCAGGGAAAGAUUAUCUUUGCAGAAAUGGGCCCCGAUUCCCCUGAAGCAGAGAAGACUCCCUUGGACACCAGAGAGAGGCCACCAGGGGACAGAACGUUGCCGACCAAAGUUUCUCCUCCAUCUUUCCACGGUAGCGAAGGGGAAGAAGAGGCUGUGGAACCAGAUCAGGGUCCGGGGUUCUUUGAAGAUGUAGCUGUUUGUUUCAUAGAUGAGGAGGGGGUGUUGCUGGAUCCUGACCAGAGAGCUCUGCGUAAGGAAGUCAUGGAGGAGAAUUGUGGGAGAAUAGACUCUCUCGGUGGCGACGAUUUGGAAAUUAAGAACGAGGGAGACCACGACAAAAUCCCCACAGUGGAGAAGUCAUAUGAAAAUUCAGAGUGUGGAGAGAAUUUCAGUCACAGCUCCCAUGCCACUUCCGAUCAAAGAAAUAUCACUGGAAAGAAACCUUAUCAGUGCCUGGAAUGUGGAAAGAUCCUCAGUCGGAAGGAAAUUCUCACAUCCCAUCAAAGAAUCCAUACAGGGGAGAAGCCAUAUAAGUGUUUGGAAUGCGGAAAGAGCUUCAGCCACAGAGCCAAUCUCACAGCCCAUCGAAGAAUUCAUAUAGGUGAGAAACUAUAUUUGUGCUUGGAAUGUGGAAUGAGCUUCAAACGGAAAGAGAGUCUCACUUCCCAUCAAAGAAUUCAUACAGGGGAGAAACCCUAUCAGUGUUCGGAAUGUGGAAAGAGCUUCACUCGGAGGGAUAGUCUCACUUCACAUCAAAGAGUUCAUACAGGAGCAAAACCGUAUCCGUGCUUGGAAUGUGGAAAGAGCUUUAGUCGGAAGGAUAGCUUGACUUCCCAUCAAAGAAUUCAUACGGGGGAGAAACCAUAUCAGUGUUUGGAAUGUGGAAAGAGCUUUGCUCAGAGUACCCAUCUCAUUUCCCAUCGUAGAACUCACAGUGGGAUGAAACCGUAUCAGUGCUCAGAAUGUGGAAAGAGCUUCAGUCAGAGCGCCCAUCUCACUUCCCAUCAGAUAACUCACAGCGGAAAGAAACCCUAUCAGUGCGUGGAAUGUGGAAAGAGCUUCGGUUGGAAAGAAAGCCUCACUUCCCAUCAAAAAAUUCAUGCACGGAAGAAGCCGUUUCGGUGCUUGGAAUGUGGAAAGAGCUUCACCCAAAAGCAAAAUCUUACAGCCCAUCAAAAAACUCAUACAGGGGAGAAAUCCUAUCAGUGCUUGGAGUGUGGAAAGAGCUUCAGUCAGAGCGCCCAUCUCACUUUGCAUCAGAGAAUUCAUGCAGGGACAAAACUAUAUGUUUGCUCUGAAUGUGGAAAGAGCUUCAGUCAGAGCGCCCAUCUCACUUCCCAUCAAAAAACUCACCGGCCAAAAUUACAGAAUCGUAGGAUGGUAAAGUUGGAAGUCACCACCAUGGUCAUCUAGUCCAACUCCCUGCAAUGCAGGAAUCUCCACUAUAGCAUUCCAUGACAGAUGGACACCCAAUAUCUCCUGAAAAACCUUCAGUGAAGGAGAGUCCACUACUUUCCACGGUUGUCUGUUCUACUUUCCAAUGGCUCUCUUGUAACUGCAUCAGGAAAAUGAUG